GCCUUGUAUCCGUGACUGCACUAAGGUUAUAUUAGGUAAGCUAUGAUGACUAUUUUUCACCUUGGACAGCUCCGAAGUUUGGUACAAUACGACAAUGUAUGGCGCCGACAGACACACCGUAUAGCUGUCGAUGUGUAGGAGUUUGCAAUUUGCCUAUAAGCAAAGCCUACAGAAUUUCUAACCGUUGAUACUAAACGUGACUUAGGCGGGGAUAGCGCAUCCGCUUGGUCGAGUCCGACCAGCGGAGCAUAUCUAGGCACCAUGGCUGAGCUUCAAUUUGCUCGUUCAUUAUUAUACGAUACGCCACCGGAUGUUUUAGAGGAAGAACAGGUGCUGGCGAGUGAAGACACUCGAGCUUUGCGCAUAGCCUCGGUUUUUAUCAUCCUAGCAACUGGACUUUUAGGCGGCCUUCCGCCUCUAUUCCUGAAGGUCUUCCGUGACCAAGACAGCACCACAACCCGCCUGGUCCGUUCCUUCUCUGCCGGCGUAAUCGCAGCCCUCGCACUCGUGCACAUCAUCCCAGAGGCUAUCUCGGACAUGUCUUCACUGGGCUCCGAGUACCCGCUGGGUGGCGUCUGCGUGCUGGGCGGUGUGGUGCUGAUGGUGGGGCUGGAGCACCUGGCGCACAUCAUGCACUCCCACCCAGCUGGCGGGGUUGACAAGCGGGACCACCAUCAUUCGGCAACAGCAAAUGGUGACGGCACAACGGCGCUUGGAGGGGCAGCAGCAGGGCCAGGGGCCGCAACAGUGGCUGUGGGCCCCUGCAGUGGCGGCGGCUGCGGCGCAGUAACACCGGUAAUGGAGGGGGUGCCGGUGCAGGCGGAGGCGUCAAAGCACGCCCACUCCUUCCCAUUGUCACCUUCACAGCCGCCGCUGCCAUGCGCACCAGUUGCUGCGGGGGAGGGUCACAGCCACGUGUGUGUGUCCCGUGGGUCGGCGUCCAACUGGGUUGCUGCUGCCGCGGUGGAGACGCUGGGCGGGCUGCGGCAGCGGGUGGUGGCGUACCUGUUUGAACUGGGAUGCAUCUUUCACAGUUUCAUCAUCGGGCUCUCCCUAGGUGUCAACCGCACCGACCUAACUGAGGUCCGCUCGCUGCUGCUGGCGCUGGCCUUCCACCAAUGGCUCGAGGGUAUCAGCCUGGCCAGUGUGGUGGUCCGCGGCGGCUUCUCGAUGUGGAAGGGCGCCGCCAUGAUCGCCACUUACUCGCUGACCUGCCCGCUGGGCAUCGCGGUGGGGAUGGCCAUCGCGCAGUCGUACGAUGGGGAGUCGCGGCGCGCGCUGGGAGUGCAGGGCGCCCUGAACGGCGUGUCCGGCGGCCUGCUGCUGUACAUCUCGCUGGUGCAGCUGGUGGCGGAGGACAUGGGGCGAAUGGCGCCGGGGUCGGGGCAGGGCGGGG
This is a messenger RNA of Astrephomene gubernaculifera, 1396 nucleotides long. The record is from the annotation of a GenBank genome assembly. NCBI's taxonomy places the organism in Eukaryota, Viridiplantae, Chlorophyta, Chlorophyceae, Chlamydomonadales, Astrephomenaceae.